Messenger RNA from Manis pentadactyla (Chinese pangolin), 3557 nucleotides. It is a transcript of the gene ME2, whose product is annotated as malic enzyme 2. Gene Ontology annotation, biological process: pyruvate metabolic process; malate metabolic process. Gene Ontology annotation, cellular component: mitochondrion. Bases 239 to 1993 code for a protein of 584 amino acids. The record is from RefSeq and is a predicted model, not a curated record. NCBI's taxonomy places the organism in Eukaryota, Metazoa, Chordata, Mammalia, Pholidota, Manidae. The transcript is spliced from 16 exons. Gene Ontology annotation, molecular function: malate dehydrogenase (decarboxylating) (NAD+) activity; malate dehydrogenase (decarboxylating) (NADP+) activity; NAD binding.
CGCGCCCCUCCGGCUUCCUCUCCCCUCCCCUCCCCUCCCUGCAGCUUUACUGGCGGCCUCCGCCGGGGUUCGCCCGCCCGCGCCUGUCCGAGCCUGAGCUGGCGCCGGCCCCGGGGAGCUCGCGGAAGGGGAGGACUGGACUGUCCCGAGCCGAGCAUCGCUCCGGUGGGCGACAGGGCCGCAGCCUCUCCGCCAGCAGCACCACCUGUCGCGGGUGCGACGUCGGGUGAAAGAAAAGAUGUUGUCCCGGUUAAGAAUAGCUGCCACUCCCUGUACACUGGUAUGUCGUUAUCUGCACACAAAAGAGAAGGGCAAGCCACUUAUGUUGAACCCAAGAACAAAUAAGGGAAUGGCAUUUACAUUGCAGGAGCGUCAAAUGCUUGGUCUUCAAGGACUUCUACCUCCUAAAAUAGAGACACAAGAUAUUCAAGCCUUACGAUUCCACAGAAACAUAAAAAAAAUGAAUGGCCCUUUGGAAAAAUACAUCUAUAUAAUGGGAAUACAAGAAAGAAAUGAGAAAUUGUUUUAUAGAAUCCUGCAAGAUGACAUCGAAAGUCUGAUGCCAAUUGUAUAUACACCAACAGUUGGUCUUGCCUGCUCCCAGUAUGGACAUAUCUUUAGACGACCUAAGGGAUUAUUUAUUUCAAUCUCAGACAGAGGUCAUGUUAGAUCAAUUGUGGAUAACUGGCCAGAAAAUCAUGUUAAGGCUGUUGUGGUGACUGAUGGAGAGAGAAUUCUGGGUCUUGGCGAUCUGGGUGUCUAUGGAAUGGGAAUUCCAGUAGGAAAGCUUUGUUUGUACACAGCUUGUGCAGGAAUCCGGCCUGAUCGAUGCCUGCCUGUGUGUAUUGAUGUAGGAACUGAUAAUACAGCACUCUUAAAAGAUCCAUUUUACAUGGGCUUAUAUCAGAAAAGAGAUCGAUCACAGCGUUAUGAUGAUCUGAUUGAUGAGUUUAUGAAAGCCAUUACUGACAGAUAUGGACAGAACACACUUAUUCAGUUUGAAGACUUUGGAAAUCAUAAUGCAUUCAGAUUCUUGAGAAAAUACCGAGAAAAAUAUUGUACCUUCAAUGAUGAUAUUCAAGGAACAGCUGCAGUAGCUCUGGCUGGUCUUCUCGCAGCACAGAAAGUUAUGGGUAAACUGAUCUCAGAACACAAAAUUUUAUUUCUUGGAGCAGGAGAGGCUGCUCUUGGAAUUGCAAAUCUUAUAGUAAUGGCUAUGGUAGAAAAUGGCCUCUCAGAAGAAGAGGCACAAAAGAAAAUUUGGUUGGUUGACAAGUUUGGUUUAUUAUUUAAGGGGCGGAAAGCUAAAAUAGAGAGUCAUCAGGAACCGUUUGCUCACUCAGCCCCAGAGAGCAUACCUGAUACUUUUGAAGAUGCAGUAAAUAUACUUAAGCCUUCAGCUAUAAUUGGAGUUGCAGGAGCGGGCCGACUUUUCACCUCUGAUGUAAUCAAAGCCAUGGCUGAUAUCAAUGAAAGGCCUAUAAUAUUUGCAUUAAGUAACCCUACAGCAAAGGCUGAGUGCACAGCUGAAGAAGCAUAUACACUUACAGAGGGAAGGUGUCUGUUUGCCAGUGGCAGUCCAUUUGGGCCAGUGACACUCAGUGAUGGGCGACUCUUUACACCAGGUCAAGGCAACAAUGUGUAUAUUUUUCCAGGCGUGGCUUUAGCCGUUAUUCUCUGUAACACCCGGCAUAUUAGUGACCACGUUUUCCUAGAAGCUGCAAAGGCAUUGACAAGUCAAUUGACAGAUAAAGAGCUAGCCCAAGGGAGACUUUACCCACCACUAGCUAAUAUUCAAGAAGUUUCUAUUAACAUUGCUAUUAAAGUUACAGAAUAUCUUUAUGCAAAUAAAAUGGCUUUCCGAUACCCAGAACCUGAGGACAAGGCCAAAUAUAUCAGAGAAAAAAUAUGGCGAAGUGAAUAUGAUUCUCUGCUGCCAGACGUAUAUGAGUGGCCAGAAUCUGCGUCAGGCCCUCCCCAGAUAAUGGAGUAGAAGUAUGACCACCGAUACAUACUUCCCAUGCUUCAGAAGCUCCCUUUUUUCAGACAAAAAGAGAUAAUGUUCUCAAAUUAGCAGUUUUUCGUGUGUUUUAUUCUCCCUGACCACUUUGCUUGGCUCAUUUUUGUCCCAUGAAUCUACAUCCAGGAGGUAAAUGUGUUGGCUACAUUAAUAAUGCCCCACCAGCACCUUGCAGUCAGAUAACCAUAAUGCUUUCAUUCUGAUUUGUAACUCAUACCACAUCAAAGAGAUGUUAAAAUGUAUUUGUGAAUGUCUUUAUUUGUGCUUCUGUUCACACUUGCCAAAGUAUUUGCUAUUUACUAUCAUAGUAAUAAUCUCUCACCCACCUCUUUUAGAGCUACUAAAAUAGAAAUUUACUUCUGUGGGUAGAAUACAGAAUUUUGAGAAGCAGCCAUGUUUAACCAAAUUUUAAGGACAGAUUGUCAGUAUUUAAAGUGUUCUUUGAUUUCUGCUUCAUUUUAUUAUCUUCAUGCUCUGAAAUUCCUUUCCAGUAGAUAAGUCUAGAGAAAUAUGAAAAAUCUACCCUAUUACUUAUUUUCUGGAACUAAAUUAAAGCUUAACUAAAACAUUGUGAGUGAAAAAUGGGAACUACUGCAGCAUUUACACAAAAUAGUCGUUUUUUUUAACACUAUAUAAAAUCAUAGUGUAAUUUUUUUAUUUAAUAAAGAUAAUAUCUUAAAUUUAAUUGCUUCAAUUAUGCUAUUUUACUGCCAGAGAAGCAAUACCCCUAUUCCAAUAUUAAUACUCUUUAUUACUUGAGAUAAUUUUGGAAUGCUCCUAUGAUACAUUCUUUCAAAUAUCAUUAGUGACAACUCUUUCUCUAUUGAAGAUGGACUAAAUUUUUUGAAACUACCCAAAUUAAUUUAGAGCUAAGUGAAGAUGAAUAAAGUUCUGUUCACACUAGGAAAUGCUACUUUUAAUCCCAGAUUUUUUAAAUGGGUAAUAAUUGACUAUUGAAACCAGUCUUCUUCUGUGGCUUACAUAUUAGAGAGUUAUAAAGGAAAAUCCAGAAGUAUUUUGAGAAGUAGUAUUUCUUUGUAGAAGCCUAACAGUUGCUUUGUGGGAACAAAACUCAAAUGCUCAUUAGAAUAUUAACUACAAAAUACUCAUAGCUGUGUGUCACAUGCACAUGAUUCGGUAUUUCCCUUGGGGUUCCAUGACACGCUGUCAGCUGUGAGAUUCUGCAGGGAGAAAAGGGCUUCCUCGUUAAGUUCAUCUUUCCUUCUACCUACGGGCAGAGAUUGAGUCAUAAUAAUUCUGAAUAUAACUCAGUGUUUUAGGAAUGCUCAAAAUGGCAUUGCCAUUUGGGGUAUGAGAAAAUGCAAUUGGUUAAUCCAGUUAACAAAUGAGUGAAGUCAGAAGUCUAUUCUGUAAAUCUGUUUUGUAAAAUAAGUAAUGAGGUCACAAUUUCUUUUAAUCAAAGAUGAAAGUUUAUGUUUUUCAUGUUGUCUUUGUCAAAACAAAAUUGCCCUCAAAAAUAUUCUUUGUGACAUCUUGAUUUUAGUUGAACAUUCCAAGUAUAAAAAUUACAAACCUG